AAAUAAAUAUGUUAGGAGGGGAAUUGACUGCAAUGCAAAGAAUAUUCAACCCGCGAGGGUGGUUUGAUCGUAAGAAUCUAACGCUACCAUCAUUAGCCCACAAAAUGAUGUUCCUAUACUUAUGUAUAUUCAUGCUUUUCUCGUUAAUUUCCCAAACUGAUGUAAAGUCAGGCUCUGAAGAGGAACAUAUACUUGAGUACAUGUACACCUUCUUUAAUUCUUCCCACUAUGAAGUUGUUGGUUUGUUGGAUGGGGAACCAAUGGAUUUCUACAGCAGUGUUCUCAAGUCCCCUGUACCUAAAAAAAUCUGGAAUGAAAAGGAGAAAAGCUUUGGGAAUCAGUACUGGCAAGACAGUAUUACAAGUCGACAGAAGAUUGAUAAGUGGUUUUUAUCCAGAGCUGAAGACCUGAAGAGGCACAUGACAAAAAAUCAAAGCGGUGCUAUUGUGCAGAUGAGGUUUGGCUGUAAGAACAUCCCUGAACGCAACCCUGUUCACGAUGAGGAAACCCUGUUUGCUGAGUUUGCCUAUGAUGGAGAAACAACAGUGAACUUCAUUCAUAACACAAAUAAAUGGUCUCCAGCAGAUUAUGCUGCUCAGUUAAUUAUAGACAAUUGGAACAAAAAAGAGAGCAUCAAAUAUCAAAUAUCCAACUUUCUGAAUGUGGAAUGUUAUUCGGCACUCGAUAAUUUUCUGAAAUUUGAACUCAAUGCAACUCGGUACAAUAACUCAUCUGAUCCACUUAUCUACACUGUCCCUCGUGGCUAUCUAAAACCUGGGCACAACAACCUGACGUGUCUAGUAACCGGAACCUAUCCCAGCUCCUCACCCAUCGAAAUGAAUCUGUUUAGGAACAAUGUAAACUUAACAGAGAUGGAGGGUGUCCGGUCAUCAGGGGUCAGACCUAACGAAGACAAUACCUACCAGCUGAGAAAGACAGUGAUGAUUAACGCCUCCGAGUCUGAAGUGUAUCAAUGUGUGGUCAAUCAUAAAAGCUUCCCCGGAACACGGAAAAACACUUGGGAGGUGAAAAAACAUUCAGAAGUGAAGAGUCAAGUGGAGGGAUCAUAUCCAGCUUAUAUUGGACUAUUUGUUUGCCUACCUGCUGUUGUUGUUUUUGUUGUUGUUGUUGUAUGGUUUUUCAAAAACAGACUGAGAUCUGCGCGUAAUGGACAUUUGGCUGCUAAUCCUGAAGAGAAUGCUGCCCUGGGAUCUCAAGAUGGAGGGAGUUUGAUUGAUCAAGGAGGUGAAACCACUUCUGUCGAUCUGUCCUCUGAGAGAGAAGUUCUUACAAAUGCCCCCGAUGCUGAAGGUGAAAACGAUGAAGCCUAUGGAAGUCGUGGAAGCUCUGAUUCAGACCUGUCACAGAUUCAACGAACCUAAUUGGAAUUCAACACAGUCACAGAUUCAGACCUGUCACAGAUUCAAUGAACCUAAUUGGAAUUCAACACAGACCCAGCUGACAACUAGUACAGGGUCUUAAGUAGGUACUUUGAAACACUUUUAUCCGAUUGUCAAUUUCCAAGCGUUUUACGUGCCAACUGAAGAUAACCCAGAGUUUAUGAUUAUGCGUUACCUCUGCCCGGGAUCAAGUUACCAGAGGUAACUGACUACAAGAGGAGCCGCUCAACGCUAACAUGGACUGACACACAAUACAGUAAAGAAUACUGAGGAAAUUAAGGGCUUGUUAGAGACGUUUCCAUGUGUUCUGAUCGUUUUCUGGCUGUUAUCACAGAGCUCAUUACUAAGAUGGUGAUAGAUAUUUACAGAGCUCAUUACUAAGAUGGUGAUAGAUAUUUACAGAGCUCAUUACUAAGAUGGUGAUAGAUAUUUUACUAUGUAUUUGUAAUGUUUCUGUAAAGCAGGCUAGUUACGUCCCGUGUGGCUCAGUUGGUAGAGCAUGGCACUUGCAACACCAGGGUUGUGGGUUCUAUUCCCACGGGGGAGCAUUAUGAACAAGGUAUGAAAAUGUAUGCACUUUCUUCUGUAAGCCGCUCUUGUCUCGUGAAUGUACUCGGAAUUACACGUCAUGCUGUAAUUGUCCCAAACUUCUUCGACUUGGGGACAGCUCAGGGAUCAAGUAUCAAAAAAAGAAGUUACAAUUUUCUACUUUUUCAUGUACUGUAUAUAUUUUCUGCUAUGAUCAAUUUCAAAUAAAUGCUGUAUAGCUUUAAACUCCC
Salvelinus fontinalis (brook trout) is the source of this 2179-nucleotide messenger RNA. RefSeq names its product zinc-alpha-2-glycoprotein-like. The transcript has 10 exons. NCBI's taxonomy places the organism in Eukaryota, Metazoa, Chordata, Actinopteri, Salmoniformes, Salmonidae. The coding region runs from base 9 to 1382 and encodes 457 amino acids. Gene Ontology annotation, biological process: immune response. Gene Ontology annotation, cellular component: external side of plasma membrane. The record is from RefSeq and is a predicted model, not a curated record.